GUCAUCCAGCUCCUAUAUAUAAUCAUCUUAAUCCCAGCCAAGAUCUCAGUCUCAGCUCAUCCAAGUUCCAACGCACCUGCAGAUCACAGACAGAAAUUAAGCACAUCUCUAUAAGAUCGAUUGAUUAUCUCCACACCAACUUACGAACACAAGAUGUUUGGCCACCACAAGAACGAGGAGCAGGCGGCGGCGGCGCCGGCCAAGGUGGCCACCGCCGGCGACUACCGCAAGGAGGAGAAGCACCACAAGCACAUGGAGCAGCUCGCCAAGCUCGGCGCCGCCGCCGCCGGAGCAUACGCCAUGCAUGAGAAGAAGGCGGCGAAGAAGGACCCGGAGCACGCGCGGUCGCACAAGAUGAAGGAAGGGAUCGCCGCCGCCGUCGCCGUCGGCAGCGCCGGCCUCGCCUUCCACGAGCACCACGAGAAGAAGGAGGCCAAGAAGCACCGCCGCCAUGCCCACCACCACUGAUUCAUGCAUCCAUAUGCAUUGCAUUGCUACUUUGCUAGCUUCAUCGUACGUGUAUACGUACGGAUAUAUAUGCCACUACAUGUGUAUUUAUGUUUGAUUGUUUUUUCAUUCAUUUCUUAGUACGUUUCUCUUCUUGUUCUUAUUCUGCUUGUAGUAGCUAUACUAUAUAUGUGUAUGUACAAAAUACGAGUAAAUAAAUAAGAGAAAUAUCAUGUUCUCCU
Molecule: messenger RNA, 689 nt
Organism: Oryza brachyantha (malo sina)
Lineage: Eukaryota; Viridiplantae; Streptophyta; Magnoliopsida; Poales; Poaceae
Product: abscisic stress-ripening protein 1-like
Exons: 2
Coding region: 154-468 (104 amino acids)
Source: RefSeq, a predicted model, not a curated record